Molecule: messenger RNA, 3524 nt
Organism: Eriocheir sinensis (Chinese mitten crab)
Lineage: Eukaryota; Metazoa; Arthropoda; Malacostraca; Decapoda; Varunidae
Product: DNA polymerase epsilon subunit 2-like
Exons: 9
Coding region: 801-2090 (429 amino acids)
Biological process (GO): DNA-templated DNA replication; error-prone translesion synthesis
Cellular component (GO): epsilon DNA polymerase complex
Molecular function (GO): DNA binding
Source: RefSeq, a predicted model, not a curated record
GAGGAGGAUGACUAAGAUGAUUCAGGGGUUGAGAAACUUGCCAUACGAGGAAAGACUCAAACAGUUAAACUUGCAUUCUCUAGAAAGGCGAAGGGUGCGUGGAGACAUGAUCGAGGUUUAUAAAUGGAUGAAGGGCUUUAAUAAGGGAGAUAUUCAUAAGGUUUUGUUGGUAAGAGAACCGGGUAGGACACGAAGUAAUGGGUUUAAACUGGAUAAAUUCAGAUUCAACAGGGACACAGGCAAAAAUUGGUUUACAAACAGGGUGGUGGAUGAAUGGAAUAGGCUUAGCAGUCAUGUGGUGAGUGCCAAUACAAUUGUCACAUUCAAAAAUAGACUAGAUAAAUUCAUGGACAGCGAUAUUAGGUGGGGUUAGAUACACGGGAGCUUAGGGUCAAAGGAGCACCCCAGAGGAAGAACAGGAAGAUAAUUAAAGGUCGUAAAGGAAGGAAGAUCAAGGAGUGACGACCUUAGAAGCGAUACGUAGCGCCAGGGGCCUCAAAAAGAAGGACCUUGACUGACUCGUAAGGCCUAAACAGCCCCCUAAAACACCCCAGAGGAAGAAAAAGAUAAUUAAAGGUCGUAAAGGAAGGAGAUCAAGAAGUGACGGCCUCAGAAGCGCUACAAAGCUCCAGGGGUCUCCAGAAGAAGAAUAAAUGACCUUGACUAACUCGUAAGAAUUAAUUAUGGCCUGACCAGCCCCCUAAAACAUCCCAGAAGAACAAGAUAAUUAAAGGCUAUAAAGGAAGGAGUGACGCCCUCAGAAGCGAUAUAUAACCCCAAGACCCCGAUCUCCCCCCACCAUGGCCGAGAACAGGACUUUGGCGCAGAAGAGUGAGAUGAUGCGGUUCUUUAAGCUGUACGGACUGAACUUGCGGAGCGACGUGGCAAGCUACCUGUGUCAGCUGCUGGAGCCUCUGCCGCAGGAGGAGCACACGCAGUGGGUGGAGGCGGUCAUCGAGGCACUGCAGAAGCUCCCCAUCACCUCCGACCAGAUCACCAAGGAGGCAAUCUACAGGGCAGCCGAGGACGCGGGGAACGUGCAAAACGUCAACCCCGACAGCGCCCUGGAGGUGAUCGACGUCUUCAAGAUUCCCCGCCUGACCUACGACGUGGACAAGAGGAAGUUCAUCAUUGAGCCGGCCGGAGCGCUGGACCUGCACGGGAAGGCGGCGGACAAAGCGACGCUAUUCAGAAACAGGUACAACAUCAUCCACCAGCGCACCAUCCAACACGAGUUAUUCAAGCAGCCGGUGUACGCCGACGCAGACCUGGCCGCCAGAACCUACUCCCUGAAGAAGGUGGAGUUCCUAUUGGGCGCCAGCUGUCGGCAGAAGAAGGUGCUGGUGCUGGGCCUUCUGACGUCACUGAAGGAAGGGAAAUACCACCUGGAGGACGACACCGGACACAUCGAACUGGACCUCUCCAACGCAAGCUUCCACUCAGAGCUCUCACGGGCACGUCCACCCUCGACCACGACCACGGACCCUAGGCCGCCGGUGUGUGGAGGAAAAGAGAACAAGGAAAGAACGAGGACAACAACAACACACUCAGCUUCCGCAAAGGUUGGGGCAGCCUCACCUGCAGGGCUGGACAGCAGCAUGAGUGGCCAGGACAAGCAGGAGCAGACUGCUGCAGGGGGCAGGAGGAAGGACAAGCAGGACCCGGACGGUGACAUCAUUAUGAGGCUUGAGUACGGUCUCCUGAACUCCUCGUCCCUGGAGCUGAUUGAGCGUGUGAAGCAGUUUGCCAACCUGGUCCUGGCCCUCAUGAUGCUGUUCGCCAGGUACAAUCACUGGAUGGUGGGCGACAAGUUUGAGAGACUCGCCCCCUCACUGGUGUUCUUCAUGCUAACCUGCCGGCUCAUCGCUGAGUACCAAAUCCACCGGAAGGAGAAGAUGGACAAGGCGGCGGCAGCGGCCAAGAAGUCACCCGCCGCAGCCGCCGAAGGGAAGGACGGAGGAACAGCCGCCAACUCCAUCGCUGGCGGCUCCACGUCUACUCUCGUCUCCUCCUCCUCCUCCUCCUCCUCCUCCUCCUCCUCGCCCUCCUCCUCCUCCUCUCAACAUGGACGGUCGAAGGAGGAUGUUUAGUGUGGAGGUGUUUGAUUGGGGUUUGUGGUUCAGUGUUUUUAUUUUCAUUUGUGUGUGUGUGUGUGUGUGUGUGUGUGUGUGUGUGUGUGUGUGUGUGUGUGUGUGUGUGCUACCCUUCCCUCCCUCCCUCACCCCAAUGUUUGUCUCUAGGUGUUUGUAGGCGAUAAGAUGACCUUUCAACACACCUUCUUUCUUUCCUUUAUUCUUUCCCUCUUUACAACGUUAUUGUAAGUAUACGUAACCUUAAACUAAUGAAAUACAAGUUACGUGAACCCUACCCUCGAGAUAUGUUAUUUUGAUCUCUGUACGUAUAGGCAAGAUUACGUCUCUUAAACUAACGAUAUAUAAGUUAUGUCAACCUUAACCUGCGAGGUGUAUGUAUAAGUAACCUCAAUUCACUGGUAUGUUUGUAUAAGUAACCACAAUUCAUUUUAUUUGUCAUAUGUUACUGUGAUCUCUGUAUGUAUAGGGAAGAUUAUGUCAUUUAAACUGAUGGAAUAUAAUUUGUCAACCUUACUUACGAGAUGUUUGUAUAAGUAACUUCAAUUCACACUUUGAUCUCUGUACGUCGAGGCAAGGUUACGUCAGCCCAGCACUCACUGUUUGCUUAUUUCUCGUGUUUACAUAGACGUAACAUUACGAUCCUUGUAUUGCUGUAGGACUUGUGUUGUGGAGAGGAAGUAUUGCUGUAGGACUUGUGUUGUGGAGAGGAAGUAUUGCUAUAGGACUUGUGUUGUGGAGAGGAAGUAUUGCUGUAGGACUUGUGUUGUGGAGAGGAAGUAUUGCUGUAGGACUUGUGUUGUGGAGAGGAAGUAUUGCUGUAGGACUUGUGUUAUGGAGAGGAAGUAUUGGUAUAGGACUUGUGUUGUGGAGAGGAAGUAUUGCUGUAGGACUUGUGUUGUGGAGAGGAAGUAUUGCUGUAGGACUUGUGUUGUUGAGAGGAAGUAUUGCUGUAGGACUUGUGUUGUGGAGAGGAAGUAUUGCUGUAGGACUUGUGUUGUGGAGAGGAAGUAUUGCUGUUGGACUUGUGUUGUGGAAGUAUUGCUGUAGGACUUGUGUUGUGGAGAGGAAGUAUUGCUGUAGGACUUGUGUUGUGGAGAGGAAGUAUUGCUGUAGGACUUGUGUUGUGGAGAGGAAGUAUUGCUGUAGGACUUGUGUUGUGGAGAGGAAGUAUUGCUGUAGGACUUGUGUUGUGGAGAGGAAGUAUUGCUGUAGGACUUGUGUUGUGGAGAGGAAGUAUUGCUGUAGGACUUGUGUUGUGGAGAGGAAGUAUUGCUGUAGGACUUGUGUUGUGGAGAGGAAGUAUUGCUGUAGGACUUGUGUUGUGGAGAGGAAGUAUUGCUAUAGGACUUGUGUUGUGGACAGACAAACAACGUAAUAUAAUCUUAUAAGGGAAGUAAGAGUGUUAUAAAAAUUGCAACAGUUUGUCAGAAA